Molecule: messenger RNA, 231 nt
Organism: Entrophospora sp. SA101
Lineage: Eukaryota; Fungi; Glomeromycota; Glomeromycetes; Entrophosporales; Entrophosporaceae
Source: the annotation of a GenBank genome assembly
AUGCUUUUUAUAGUUAAAAAACAGCAUGAAGAUUCCGUAAUUGUUAGAACCGUUAUUCCAUUAAAUGAUGUGGACAAAAAGUUGAUUUCGAAAGAAACCACCAUAGAGAAAAUUAAAAAACGGCAUGAAGAUUCCGUAAUUCUUGGAACCGUUAUUCCAUUAAAUGAUGAUGAACUCGAAUUUAACCAAGAAAGCCAAUAUGGAAAUAUUUAUAAACUAAAUGACGCCUAA